Molecule: messenger RNA, 15963 nt
Organism: Eimeria acervulina
Lineage: Eukaryota; Apicomplexa; Conoidasida; Eucoccidiorida; Eimeriidae
Product: phosphatidylinositol 3-and 4-kinase domain-containing protein, putative
Exons: 20
Coding region: 1-15963 (5320 amino acids)
Biological process (GO): regulation of transcription by RNA polymerase II
Cellular component (GO): SWI/SNF complex; nucleus
Molecular function (GO): transcription coregulator activity; protein binding
Source: RefSeq, a predicted model, not a curated record
AUGGGCCUCGCCGCAGCUCGCAGCGUCGCCGACUAUAGGAGGGAGACGCAGCAGGUCUUAGAUGCACUGGACAGCAGCAGCAGCACCAGCUGCUGCUACAGCGACGGCGAUGCGGUGUGGAGCGUCUCGCUGCUGGUGUCGGUGCAGCAGACUGCUGCUGCAGCUGCGCUGCAGCAGCUGCUGCGGUGCCUGCCUUCAUUACAGCAGCAGCAACGAAAGGGCCCCGCAGGCCUAUCAGCGAAAGACGGUCUACUGCUGCUGUCUGUUGUAAGCAGAGCAGACAAUUUGCUUGGGGCCUCAUUUCAAGGCAGUGUUCAUGAAGAAGAGAUUGCUGCUGCCGCGCAGCAUUUAGAUGGAGCAGUGGAAGCUGUAUUGUUGCUGCUGCAGCACGUCAGCAGCAGCAGCAGGACACGCCUGCUGCUCGAGCAGCAACAGCAGCAGCAGCAGCAUACAGCAACCAAAGGGGCUCAUGCUGCUGCAGCAGCAGCAGAAUGGGAAAAGAGCUGCACCAGAGUGUUGCAGCUGCUGCUCAAACAUUCCAAAGUUGUCGAUAGACUCCCACAGACAAGAAAAAAUGUAUUGUGGCAGUUGCUGGUGGGGUUGGAGUUGGGAGCGCCGGAGAAGAGUGCAGCGAUUGCUGCUGCUUUGUGUUUGCUGCCUUCUUUUAAGGCUGCGGUGUCUCGGAACUUGAGGGGCACGCUGCUGCUGCUACUGCUGCGGCUGCGGUGCUGCUGCUGCUGCGAAGAGCUCCCCAAAGGCAGCAGGUUGCUGCUGGUGGAGAGGUUGCUGCUGCUCCUGUCGCGCCUGGCAUUGAGGUUUCCCCUUGCAUUCCGCAGCCAACUCUUCCUGUUCCACGUACCGCAGCAGCAGCAGCAGCAGCAAGAGCAGACGCAGCAGCAGCAGCAGCAGCCGCACCAGCGGCAAGGGGGCGGGGAGAAUGCGCAGCAGCAUUUGCUUAUGCGGGAGACGCAGAGUUUGUCUUUGAGGUGGCUGCAAACACAAGCACCACAGCAGCUGCUGCAGCGGAAAGAACAGCAGGAGCACCAGCAGCAGCAACAACCGCAGCAGCAACAGCAGCAGCAACAGGAGGAGACUGGGGGCCUUUGGCUUCAGCCUGUAAUAGAUGCAGCCUUCCCAAAACCCACCAACGACCGUCAGCAGCUGCAGCAGCAAGCGCAGGAGCAGCAACAGCAGCAGCAGAUGGGUUGCAUAACAACAGCCGCGGUUGCGGAAGCAGCGGCAGCAGCAACAGCAGCAGCCGAGUGGGAGCCGCUAGUGCUGGUGGUGCUGCAGAGCCUCUACCGCCCUGACUUGCUGCGGCAGCUAGGCCUUGAAAGCCGCGAGAGUUUGCUGCUGCUGUCGCGGUUGCUGCUGAAGUGUCUCAGGGGGCCCUCAGUCUUCGCCCCUGCUGCAGCAAGACGCCUCAGGCCAUUUCGUGAUUUGCUGCGGAGCUUGAUAACAGCCACUCCCUCUCUCAUUGCACAAGAAGCAGAAUCUGCCAAGGCGCCUCAGCAGCAACUGUGCUGCUUCCGCGGCCGCCUGGGUGUUUCUGCUGCUGCUGCACUGUCUCCGUCUCUGUCUUCUCUCGGAAUGCAAGGAGAACCUUUCUUCUUGCUGCUGACGCGGGGCAGUUGGCUGCGACGCAUAGCGCAGGCCGAUUUGGUUGCGGAGGCGUUGUGGGAGGGAAUGUUCCUCGAUCCUCCCCUGCUGCAGCAGCAAGUGCAGCAGCCGCAGCAGCAAGUGCAGCAGCCGCAGCAGCAAGUGCAGCAGCAGCAGCAGCAAGCGCAGCAGCAGCCGAAGCACCCCCUGGAGUCACAGCAACAGCAGCAAGGCUGCACGCGCUGCGGUGCGUAUUUCAGCAUAAACCCAGGCCAUCCAGCUGCCGUCUGCAUCUGCAGCAGCAGCAGCAGCAACCCGAAGCAGCACGAUCCGCUCCCCGGGACUUCGGUAAAGGGCGCCUUUCUCUGCCCCCCCAAGGCGACGAAAAGAUGCAGCUGCGUCGACCCAGCAGCAGCAGCAGCGGCGGCGGCACCAGCAACAGCAGAACGGACAGAAAGAGCAGCAGCAGCCGCAACACCAGCAGCUGCAGCCCCUCCUCCAAGGGGCUUGCUACUGCAGUGCGGGGCCGUCAUAGGGAGUUUUCUGCUGCACAAAAUUCAACUAAGGCCCGAGCAUACACCGCCGGCUAACUACGGCUUUUGGUGUUUGGUGUUGGUACGGUUUUGCGAAGUGUAUGGGUGGGCUUUGCCGCGAGAGACGCAGCAGCAGCUGUUUGCUGCAGCAGAAGCAGCACUAACGACAAUCAUCAGGGAAGAAGCAGCCAAAGGAGGAACUGCAGCAGCAGCAGCAGUUGCUGCUGUUGCUGCUGCUGCAGACCCCACAGCCUCCCUUACCAGGCAGGCCUGCCUCAUGCAAGUCCUCACUGCUCUGCUGCAAAUACCCGUACACCGCAUGCUGCAGCAGCAGCAGCUGCUGCUGCAACAGCAGCAUGAAGGGCAGCAGCAGCACACGCUAGCCCCCUCUGAACUCGGGACCUUCUCAGAAAAGAGCAACAACAGCAGCAACAGCAGCAUCACCAGCAGGAGAAGCAUUGUUGCUGCUUGGGAGCGGGCUCUUUCUGAGGAGGAGACUUCACAGAGCUGCUGCGGCUUCGGUUUGUCUCUCCUCUCUAGUCAGCUGGUGUCUUGCAGCCCAGCUAUCUCCUGCCUCAGCUGCACCGCAGGGACCGUUCAAUUAUGUGCGGCUCUUCGUAAAGAGGGAACGCAUGCAAAUGAGGAUUUGCUGCUGCGGCUCCUGGAGCAUGCAGAUCGAUUUGCUGCAGCGGUGCAGCAACAGCAGCAGCAGCAGCUGCAGACAGCCCGCUUCAUGCUGCUUCCUGCGUCGUUGCUGGUUCCUUCGUAUCUGCUGCUGAUGCAACAGCUGCUGCUACUGCUGCCUCGCCAGGCGACCCGAAGAGGCGUGCGGCUGCUGUUCGAGCCUCCCUUUUUAGGCCGCAGUUUGAUGCUGCCAGCAGCAGCAGCAACUGCAGCAACAGUGAGGGGGGGAGGCGCAGGAACAGCUCGUGUCUUGGAUUCAGGGUUUUGGUUGCUGGAAGUGUUUGCUGCUGCUUUGCUGCUGCACAAGGAGAACAUUGCUGCUGCUAAAGCAGAUGAGUUGUUUGUCUCUCUUUUUGCUGCUGCGGCGGGUUCGUGGAGGAGACACAAAGAGGGUUUUCCUGGCUUGCGAACCCGCAUGCAGAGGCAGCAGCAAACUGUCACCUCGCUGCCUGCUGCUGCUGCGUUGUUGCUGCAGCUGCUGCGCUGCUACGCUGGGGAGACCCUGCGGGAAUACUGGGGGCCCCUGCUGCAGCAGAGCAGCCAGCAGCAGUGUCUCCUCAGCAUAUGGAAGGGGAAUCUCUGCACAGCAACAGUGACAGCAGCAACAAGUGCAGCAGCAACUGCAACAGGAGCGGCAGCAGCAGGUGCUGCAGCAAGAGCUGCGGACAACCCGCUGCAGGUUCCUCUCGACCCCAGAUGCCUAGGCGAAGGCCAUCUGCAUGCAUUUCUUGCUGCAGCAGCGUAUACAGCUCAGGGCCCGCGAUCUCUCGCUGCUGCAUUGCUGCUGCUCUCGGCAAGCUGCGGAGACCCUGCGGCAACAGCAACAGCAGCAGCAGCAGCAGCGCAUCAACUGUCCUUUAGGGGAGACGAGGAGACAGCAAAACAUCUAAAAACCCUCCUGGACUGCAGCAGACAAGAAGCACCUUUAUCCCAGGAGCUGCAGCUACACUACAUUGAUGGUUUGCUGCUGCUGAAGCCUGUGCUGCUGUCUCAUCUUCCUGUUGCUGCCUUCUUUGACGGGCCUCCCCUGCUGCGCGUAGCUGCAGUGCCUGCUGCCGCUGCGCAGGCCGCGGAUACAGAUGCAGCAGCAACAGCGGCAGCAGCAACAACGGAGUUGCCGCUGCUGCAGCUGCAGCCUCUCGCCUGCGGAACAGCCGCUCUGGCUGCGCUGCAGCAACGCCCCGCCUUGCUGCAGUGUAUAUACAGCUUCCAUUACGAUAGCAGCGUACACCUCGUUGGUGCGCUUGCUGCUGCAGGCGACAGAGCGGCGGCAGCAGCAACAGCUGCAGCGACAGAAGCACCACACGGCGCCCCCUUCUCUAUCAUUCCCCCAUUCAACCUGACUGCUCCUGCUCCUGCUGCUGGCAGCAGCAGCAGCAGGAGCAGCAGCAGAGGAAGCUUUAUGCACCUGCAAUGGAUGGAGGAGGCCUGCUGCUUCUUGACGAGCCUUAAGCUUGCUGCUGCUGUGCUGCCGCUGCAUGCAUGGGUUUUGCCUUCUCACUGGAGUGUAUGUGCAGCAUCGACAGAAGUGUGGGUCCCCGGAAGGCCCUGCUCUCUCGGAUGUGCUUCUUGGUUCGCCUUUCUUUGCCUUAUUAAGGCAGCAAAGGAGGCGCUGCAGCGAGAACAGCAGCAGCAGCAGCAGCGGCAGGAGGGUCCGCAGCCGUCGCCAGAGAGAAGCAAAGCAGCAGCAACAGCAGCUACUGCUGCUACGGCAACAACGUCCGCAACUGCAGCAGCAGAUGACUGGUGCGGCAGCAACGAGCAAGCUGGAGAGCAGCAAGAGGUCUUCUGGCUGCUGCUGCUCGACACUUUGCAUUUUCUGCAACGCAACGGCUGGCCCUGCCCUCCUUGCUGCAGCAAGGCCUACGGCAGCAGCAACCGCAGCAAUAGCAGCAACAGCAGCAACAGAUGUUCCUUUGAAGCCUGGCUAUUGCUGCUGCAGCAGGGAGGCAGCAGCAGCUGGGACUGGGAUUUGCGGCAACUAGUAAAGAGCUUUGUUGGGGAGUCGUCUGCAGCAGCAGCAGCAGAUGGAGCUGCACCAAAGCCAAAGGCACAUUUGCCUCCAUCCUUGACUGUCCUGUCGAAGCUACAGCUGCAGCAGCUGCUGCUGCCGCUGCUACGCCUGCUUGCUGAAGCGAAAUACCUGUCUCUCCCGCUCACUCUACCUUCAGGGCUCCAGCAGCAGCAGCAGCAGCAGAAGCAGCAGCGAAGUGCUUUCAAAAAUACGGCUAUCAGUGACCCCUGGGGGUUUGCGAACGACAGCUUUACCAGCAGCAGCACAAUUGAAUCGGUUGCAGCAGCAAACCAACAGCUGCAGCAGCAGCAAGAUGUCUCGGCUCACUAUGGGCGUCAGGAUCCUACUGCGGCAGAAGACGCCGCCGCCGCUGCUGCUGCUGCUGCUCUGUCUCUGCUUCCGUCUCAAUUCUUAGUGCUGCGGUGGCUGCUGCAAUCUGUCGUCCUCUUCUCCUUUGCACCAAUUGAAAGCAGCAGCAAUUCGAAGCAGCAGCAGCAGCAGCAGGGACAGGCAAAGGAGCAGCAGGGGCUAGAAGGCACUGUGGCUGUUUUGGCGUUGUUGCACGAGUUUACAAUCGGCAGCAGCAGCAGCAGCAGCAACAGCAGCAGCAGCACCACCUGCAGCAACAGCGGCAACUGCAGCAGCAGCACCAGGAGUAUAAUGGAGCAGCACGUGCAGCAGCUGCUGCCUCUUUGUGAGUUGCAGCAGAUACAUCGCCUGCUGCCUCUUGCUCUCUGUCUCUUCUCUCUGCACCAGAUCGAAACAAAGUGUAGCAGCACGACUGCAAACAACACAGCAGCAACCUCUCGCAUGCUGCAGGUGAUUGAUGCAGCUUCGCUGCUGCUCGCCUCCGACUGCCUCCUCGCCCUCCUACAACCGGCGGUCCUCUCUUGGUUUGUGUGUCUUUGUGCCUGUCUCCUUUCCUCUGCUGCUGCUGCCGCUGCUCGCAUUGGUGCUGCGCUGCUGCGGGUAUUGCGGUGUCUCCGAUUGCAAUUGUCGGCUUCCUGUUGCUCGUGGGGACCCCCAGCAGCAGCAGCGGAGGUGUCGCUUCACCUCGUCACUGCCAUCCUCCUGCCGCUUUCUCCUCAGGACAUUGCACAUCCCUUGCUGCUGUGUGGGGUGGGAGGAGAGGCGGGAGGCGAGUUCGUUCGUUGUCUCGUUGCUUCGGGAUCGGUCUCCGCGUGGCUGUUGCGCGCGCUGCUGCCGAGCAGCUCUGCGGACAAUUCUGCUGCUGCUGUUUCUGGUGCUGCUGCUGUUCCUGCUGCAACUGAAGACCUACGGUGUCUUUGCAGCUCCGUUGCUGCUGAGUUUGCUGCUCUCGCCUGGCCCCACAGAGAUCGUCUUGCUGCAGCAGCAGAUGCGCUACUGCCUCCGCUGCUAGAGGCAAUAGGAAACCCUCUGCUGCAGCAGCAGCUGCAACCCGACCCCGUAUUGUGCUAUGCACCGCGAGAGGCAGCAGCAGCAGCAGCUGCUGCUGCUGCUGUGCUGCAGCAGCAGCAACGCGACAGGCGGAGAAAAGGAUGGCCAGAGGAGACAGACGAGGAGGCGACCGAGACACAAGCAGAGACACUGCUGCGACUAGGCCCGUCAGUUGUGCCUUUGCUGCUUGAUUACUAUUCUCCGCGCGACGUGCUCGGCGAGUUGGUGCCGGCACUGCAGCAGCAGCAGCAACAACAACAGCAACAGCAGCAGCAAGGAUGUCCUGCUUUGGCUGCGUCGUUCGUUUGUUCGUAUACUGCUGCAAAAGUAGCUGCACUUGCUGCUGCUCCUCUUGCAUCCAAGCCCUUUACCCCAUUCAUUCUGUUCGAGUUGCUACAGCUAGCUGCUGCUCCGGGUCCUGCUGGUGUAGCUGCUGCUGCUGCUGAUCCAGAAGGCGGUGCUGGCUCUGCUGCUGAUGCUGCAGCAGCAGGGGCAGCACCAGCAACAAACGGCAGCUCGAUCCCUCAUUCUUUUGCUGCGUCUCCCUUGAGACCCUUCGUUGCCCGGGCAUUGCAAAGAACAGCGGCAGCAAGCGGCAGCACGGUGCAGCAGCUGCUGCAGCAGCAACUCCAUUCGCUGCUGCUGCUGCGGCUGCGUGGUGCCAGAGGCUCUGACGGCUCGCCGCUGAGCAUUGGGCCUCCCCUACAGCUGCAGCAGCAACAGCAGCAGCAGCAACAGCAGGAGCAGCAACAGCUGGCCUGGCAGCUGCUGCUAGCAGGCGACGCGGAAGCUCUUGACCCACGGGCUGCUGCUGCUGUUUCCCCGUUCUCCUUAUCAACAGCAACAGCAGCAGAAGCAGUUGCUGCUGCUUCUUCUGCCCAAGAAGCAGAGGUAGACGAGAUGCCUCUGCCUCUGCGUUGCUUCGCAGCUCAAGUUGCAGCUGCUGCUGCUCCGCUGCUUGCUGAUGGGUCUCACCUCCUCUUCCAAGCGGGGUAUAUGAGCGGCGUGCCUGUGCAUCUGCUGCUGCGUCUGGUUGCUGCUGCAACGAGGAGACAGUUGGGUAGCGAGAGGCUUGAAGAAAUCGGGGCGACGCUGCUGGCCCUCACUUUAGGGGGAGACCUGCAGCAGCAGCAGCAACAGCUGCAGCUGCAGCAGCAAAGCUAUCUGCAGCAUAUCCUCGACACUCCACUUCUAUGCCGCACUUUCCUUAGGCCAAGGCAGCACCUAAUUCUCCCUGCUGCUGCCAGUUUGUUUGCUUUGGAAGCUGCUGAGGGCCUGCCCUCUCCCCCUUCUCUCUCUGCACUUUGUACGGCGAUGUGCAGCGGUGGGGUCGCCUUAUUUCCUGCUGCUGCUGCUGCUGGGGAUGCUGCUGCUGCGCCUGGUGCAGCAGCAGGGCAUGCACACGGAGAGUUCGGGUCCUUCUUUCGCUCCAACCUGCUGCUGCUGCUGCAGGCGGUGGAGCGCCUCCUCUUCUCGCUGCCUCCUGCAGCAUGCCGUAGCGAAGCUCAGGCGAAAACAGCAGCAGCAGCAGCAGCAACAGCUGCAACCGGAGAUGAAGGGUUUGCGCAUUGCUGCGGAGACUGCAGAGAAGAGCAACGCGCUGCAGCGGCAGAAGCGGCAUUAGCAGCAGCUGCUGCUGCUGCACCUGCUGCAGUAGAAACUGCUAGGCUACUGGGGCUGCAGCAGCUGCUGCUGCCCCAUGCUCCACCAGCAGUACUGGGGGAUGAGGGUUGGAGUUUGCUGCUGCUGCAGCAGGAAUUGUUGCUGCCUGCUGCAGCGGCAAAUGCUGUCCCUUCAAGUGUCUCCGCACCUAGGAAGCGCGUGCUGCUUCUCGAUGCUGUUGUUGCUGCCCUCCCCUUUGCCGCAGCAGAUGCGGCUUCGCUGCUGCUGCUGCUGUCGUUUUGCUUCCGUUGCAUUGCGCAUUUCAGCAACAGCAGCAGCAGCCGCGGAAUGCAUAUCUGUGCUCCGAGAGCUCAGCUUGCUUCUGUGGUAGAGGGCUGGGGAAGUUGCUCUGCAGCAGCAGCAGCAGCAAAACAAGCGGAAGCAGCGGGGCUGCUGCAGGCUGCUGCUGCUGCUACGCUUGCCGUUAUACAAGCGGCAGAAGGAGGACUCCUGCUGCACACCCUUGUGUCUCCUUUUCCAGCUGGAGGUUGGGGUCCUGCUUCGCGCUGCUGCUGCCUCCUCGACUUUGUUGCUGACGCAUUUGCUGCUGCUCAUGCCGCACCGCAGCAGCUGCAGCAAGAAAUUGCUGCUGCUUGCACGGCAACAAGCAGAUCAGACAAGCAACCCAGCAGUAGCAACAGCAUCAAUUGCAGCAGCGUCAACUACAGCAGCUGCAGCAACGGGGUUAGCUACAACCACCUUCUGCCUGACGCUGCAGCAGAUGCUGCAGCAGAGGCAGCAGCAGAACCCUGGCUGUGUGUCCUCCGGGCUUUGCUGUUGCGCUUGCGUGACAUUUCCUUCAGUGCAGCAGCAGCAGCAGCAGCGAAGGCGGUGCCUCACUGGAGAACAGCAGCAUUAGCAGCAACAACAGCAGCAGCAACUGCAACAGCAGCAGCAGAAGCAAACGCUGUGGCCUUCUCCUUGCCUAGCCAUGGGGGCAACAAGAGACCCUUAGGUUUCUCUGAAGACGCUCAUCGGACCUACAGCAGCAGCAGCAGCAGCACUACCAGUAGUAGUAGUAGCUGCUGCUUCUCCCUGGGGGUUGAGCGGCUGCUGCAGCACUUGGGCCCUGCUGCAGCUCGACUGUUGCUGCUUCGACCGGCUGUCUGCCCUGCAGCGCAGCAAACGCUUGACGCAGUUGUCGCUGCUUGGAGCAGGAGACCAGAGCAGCAGCAGCAGCAGCAAGAGCUGCUGCAGCGUCCUGCUAAGCGAACGGCAGGAGCUGCAGGGGUGCCGAAGCAACAAGAAACCGAGGGUGUACAAGGCGCAGCAGCAGCAGCUACAACAGCAGCAGCUGCUGCAGAUAACACAGAAGCAAGAGUUGCGGCAGCAACAGCGGCGCUGCGGACCCUCACAGAUCUGCUGCCAUUUCGUUCGCCUACAGCGUUUAGCGCUGCUCUAGUUUCUAGGGGCCUUAUCCCCUGUCACCAGCUGCAGCAGGAGGAGCAGCAGCAGCAGCAGCAUGGCAGCUUCUGCUGCGCCGACUGCGUCGCACGACAGCAGGGGCAAAGCCUCCUCGUUGGCUUUGUGGAUCCUGAGCUCGCGCUGCUGCUUCUGCAGCAGCAAGCAGCAGCAGCAGGCAAAGUACCUUCGCUGCUGCAGGCUGGAUGGGGAAGCAGUAGCAGCAGCGCUCCGAGGGCUGCUGCCGCAGCAGCAGCAGCAGCAGCGCAGUUGCUGUUACAGUCCGAGCAAUUUGCUGCAGGUGGUGAAGAACGGCAGAACCGCACCGCCUUCCUGUGCGCCUAUAGAAUAUGCAUGCCUCACCCUGGAGCAGCAGCAGCAGCAGCAGCAGGAGCACCAGAAGCAACAGCAGCGGCCACGACUGGAACAGUUGCUGCUUUUGAUUCUUUCGCUGCAGCACAAGGGGCCUUCGCCAAGGACGUCCCGCUGCAGGCUUUCAUGCUUUUGGGGGCGGCAGGAGAAGCAAACAGCAGCAGCAACGGCAGCAGCAGCAGGGCGUCUAGUUGGCGGCAGAUGACGGUGGUGCUCUUGGAAGCUCUUGCAGGGGAAUGUUGGCUGUUUGGAGGUGCUGCUGCUGUGAGUUUGCUGUUGCAAGAAAGCGAGAAACCUGCAGCAGAAGAAACGGAGCGCCGCUGCAGCCGCCUGCAACGCAAGGCAUCGCAAACUGCAGCUCGCAGCAGCAGCACCAGCGGCAGGCAGCAGCAGCAGCAAAUCGAUCCAGAUCGUGCUAUUGGAGCAACAGUGGUAUUUGCGGCGGCCUCCGCGUUGCUGCUGCCUGCUGCUGCUGCUCCUAAGCAGCAGCUCGCGCGUUUAUGCCUUGAGACGCUGCAGCUGGUUGCGGGAUGGCCUUCUGAAGGAAAUGCUGCUGCUGGUGCUGCUGCUGCUGGCGCUGCUGCUGCGAGGAGAUACCCUGGGGAUCCGUGUGGAGCAGCAGCAGCAGCAGCAAAAGCGCUGGCUACUGCAACGGCUUUGGGGAAUCAGCAGCCUUUGCUGCGUCGUCCACUUGCAGUGUCUCUCCACCUCGCCUCCCCUAAACGGCCAUCUGCAGCAAUAUAUAAGAUAUUGCUCCUGCGGCUGCGGCGCUGCAUUCGUUGCUAUGCAGCAGCAGAUGCGUGGAAGCAGCACAUUUGGCAGGUUGAGGCAGCAGCAGCAACCGCAUCAGCAGCAGCAGCAGCAGCAAACAGGUGGUUUUGUAGGGUUGCUGCGGCUCUGAUGAUCUACAUUGGAGACACUAAGGCGGAAGCUGCUGCUACGGCUGCUGCUGCUGCUGGUUGUGCUGCUGGCCCCGCAUCUUUGCAGCAGCGGCAGCAAACAGCAGAAGAGGAGAGUUCAGCGCCUUCGCUGCCGCAGGACGCGGAUACGCUGCCGCAGCAAAAAAGGCAGCAGCAGCAGCAGCAGCAGCAGCAGGCGUUGGGUUUGUUUGAAGUUGCUGCCCCUCUGGUAUUGACGAGCCCGGCGCUCGCGCGUCAGCUGCUGCCGCUGCUGCUGCUUGCGGUGCUGCGUUGCGGCAGCGAGACUGCAGCAGCAGCACUUGCUGCUGCAUUAAAUAAGCAUGUCUUUAUGGCUUUUAGAGAGCAGCUACCGCAGCAGGAGCAGUAUCAUCAGCACCAGCAGCAGCAGCGGGAGGUGCCCGUCGCUCACCGCUCGGUUGCUGCUGUUUGUCUGCGCGCCAUAGAAUUUCUGUUUGGGCUUCCUGCAGCAACAGCAGCAACAACGGCAGCAGCAGCAGCAGCAGCAACAGCAGGCGCAAGGACUGCAGGUGCCCAGGCGGGAGACGCUUUACCUUCUUCUGCUUCUUCACAGCGGCAAACACCGCAGCAGCAGCAGCAGCAGCAACAGCAACAGCAGCAGCGAGGACUGGUAGCCUUCUGGCAACAGCUAGAUUCGGAAGCAGCAGCAGCAGCAGCUUUGUCUCUUGGAGGAGCUGCUGCUGCUGUGCUGUUUUCAGAGCAGCAAAUUGUGAAACUGUACGGCGAGGUCGCAGCACCGCUGCAGCAGGGCUUGCAGGCUUUGGUUGCUGAGGCGCAGCAGCAGCAGCAGCAGCAACGGGGCCGUGUUGCUGCUGCACUGCUGCCGGCAGCGCCUCCUCCCCUGCUGCUGCUGCUCGUACGGGCGCAUGCAGCCGCACGAGCAGCAGAUGCAGCAGCAGCACACCGUUGUUUAGAAGGCUGGCAUAACUCUGCUGUGCUGCUAGAGAGGGCGUGGGCUUGCGGUGCCUCGCUUGAGGUGCUGUCUCUCUUCAACGUGCAGCAAACAGCGGCUGCUGCUGCUGCUGCACCUGCUGCUGCUGCUGCUGAUGCAGUUCCUGAAGCCCUCGAAAGGCUGGGGCUGCAUGCGCUGCUGGACGCCUACCUUGGCAACUCCUGGGGGCCGCCACGGGGCGCAGCAGCAACAGCAGCAACAACAGCAGCAGCAGGCAUGGGCUUCCUGUCUGAAGACUCUACUGCUGCGGAGGCAGCAGAAGCUGCAACUGCUGCUGCUGCUGCAGAUUGGCUGCAGCGCAAAGCCUCGUGUCUAUGGCGGCUGCGGCGGUGGACAAGUACCUUUGGAGCAGCAGCAGCAGAAGGAGCAGCAGGAACGGCAGCUGCAGCAGCAGCCGCAGCAACGCCUGCUUCCUUCCUUACAGACGCCAUUGCCGUCAGUAGCAGCAGCAGCAGCAGCAGCAAAGCUCAAGGUGCUGCUUGUCUCUCUACCGCUCUUUCGCUUCAGCACGCAGCUCAGCGCAUGCACGACUGCGGGGCCGUUCGGGUUUGUGCUGCUCUGCAGCAAGCUGCAGGAGCAGCAGCAGACAACGCCUUUGCUGCUGCCCUACAGCAGCUGCAGCAGCAGCAGCUGGCGCCCUCAAAAGAAUCUGCUGCUGCAGCAAUCCAGUGCCUCGUUCAGAUUCGAAUGGCAGCAUCUGCUGCCUGUACUAUUGCUGUUGAUAUACCCCGUCGCCUUGCGUUGCUGCAGUAUGAGUGGCAGCGCGAGUUAGCAGCAGCAGCAGCAGCAGCAGCAGUUGCUUCUCCGCAGCAGAAGGCGUUUCGUGAGACAAUUGAGCCCUUGGGGGCCCUGCAGGUUGCAGCGCUUGCUGCUUCGCUACCUGGGCCGUUUGCUGCUGCUGCUGCGGGUGCUGCUGGUGCAGCGGGUGCUGCACUCCCCUCCGCAGCAGCAGCAGCAUCAGCAGUAGAACAGGGCGCACUUGCUGCUGCUGCUGUUGCACGACACAUGCGAGCUAUUGGAAGCGCAGCAAGACAGUGUGGGGCCUUGCUGCAGAGCCGGCACUGGUUGCUGCUUGCCGAAGAGACGCUGCAGCAGCACUUGUUGAAGCUGCAGCACCUGCAGCAGCACCUGCAGCAGCAGCAGCAGCAGCAGCAGCAUUUGCUGCGGCAGCUGCACCCUCUGUUAUGCUGCGAUUUGUUUGUGAUAGAGUGGGAGAUAACCAAGACACUACAUGCAGCAGGAGACAGCAACAGAGCUGUUCACCUCGCUCGCCGCCUCUGUCAAUCUGCUGCUUGGCCCUUCUCUUUCAAGGAGCUCUUCGCAAACCCAUUCAAACCCGCUGCUGCUGCUGCUUCUGCGGCAGGUCGAACGCCUGCUGCGGCUGCUGCUUCUGCUGCAGCAAGCAGAACACCUGCUGCUGCUGCUGCUGCGCACGGAGGCUUGGAGAAUGUUUUUGGCUCUCCUGCACAUGGGUUGUGCAGCACAGCAGCAGCUUUUCCUGUCCCUGCAGCAGUAGCAGCAGCAGGAGGGGGAGGAGAAGGAGCAGCAGCAGCUGCUGCUGCUGCAUUUGCAGUGCGGCGGCGGGAGUUCCUGGAAUCUCUUUGUGAAUGUCUGUGCUGCUGCGGUGAAUGGCUGUAUAGAGGCAGGUUUAUUGGAGAAGAAGAAGCAGCAAAAGGAUUUCUAAAUGUUGCUGCUGCUGUGGGGCCCCACUUAUCUUCUGUUGAGGCGCAUCAGCGACUCGCGCUGCUGCUGGAUGAGGCACUGGCAGCAACGUCUUCUGAGCAGCAGGAGGAUUUGCUGCAGCUGCAGCUGGAGCUGCAGCUGCAGCAACAGCAAACGCUAGAGGAGCAGCAGCAGCUGCGCGAGCAGCAGCAGCAGCAGCAGCGCAGGAGACAGCGUCUUGCUGCUGAUGCUGCUGCUCUUUAUGCAUACUGCCUCCGAGACAGCCACUUGCAGCAUGCAGCACACAUCACAGGCCGUCUGCUGUCUCUUUGGUUUUCUUUUGGGGCAAGUGUCCCUCAUAUUAAUCUCUCCAUUAGACGAGCUCUUGCUGUUGCUGCUGCUCCUGCUGCUCCUGCUGCUCCUGCUGCUCCUGCUGCUACUGCUGCGUCAACGGCUCUCCAGCUGCGCUCAGCAGCAGACCUAAAACACCUGCUCCCGUUUGUCCCUCAAAUUGUCUCCCGCCUGGCUGUCGAGACACCCCAGCAGCAACAGCAACAACAGCAGCAGCAACAGCAGCAGCAGCAACAACAGGGAGAAGCAGACUUUCAGCUGUCUGUGCGAGAGGUGCUUCUUGCCUUGGCGCGUCGGUCUCCUUUCUCUGUUCUGCUGCCGCUUAUAGCCCUGGAGAAGAAUGACAAGGUUCCUGCAGCGGCUGUUGGAGGCUCACAAAGAGAAGCAGGAGCAGCAGCAGCAGCGCCCAGCAGCAGCAAUGCCAGGGCUGCAGGGCUUCUGCUGCAGCAAAUGGCUACUGCACACCCAGCACUCGGUGGGGCCGUGCGAGCAGCAGCAGCUGUCGCCUCUCUAUACGAGGAUAUAUGCCUCAUCAAGGAAACAGAUCUGCUGCAGCAGCCCCAGAAACAGCAGCAGCAGCAGGUGGUGCAGCAGCAGCAGCAACCGCUACAACGCCGCGCUGGCCGGCGAGCAGCGGCAGGAGGCGUUGCCCUACCUGCAUCUACAGCAGCAGCAGCAGCUGGUGCUGCUGCUGACUCGAAGAACACCUCUCCAGCAGCAGCAGCAGCAGCAGCAGCAGGAGGUCCAGUUGACUUAGUGCGGUAUUUGCGAACCUUAAGAUCGUACAAAGCAGCAGUAUCAAUGAUUGCAAGCGGUGCUGCUGCGCUGCCGCUUCCGUCUGCUGCUGCUCGCAUGGAGGCUGCUUGUCCUGUGCCCUUCCUGCAGCAGCAACCGCAGCAGCAGCAGCAGCAGCAGCAGCAGCAGGAGAGGGACUGGGCUGAGGAGCACUUGGAGUGCUUCUGUCUGGAUGAAGAGGGAGAGCUCAAUUUGUCUGUCUCCUUUCUCGGCAGCGGAGCUACUAAGCCGAAGCAAGUUGCUGCUGCAACACGAAAGGGGCUGUUGCUGCUGGAGGUGUGCAAAGAGGACGACUUAAGAAGAGACAGAGUAGCGCAGCAGCUAUUUUCUGUGCUGAACCACGCAUUUGCUGCUGCUGCGGCUGCUGCUGCUGCUCCUGCAGCAGCUGCCUUCUCCCUCACGGCCCCACAGGGGGGCGGAAGAGCAGCAGAACCUGCUGCAGCAGCUGCAGCAGCAGCAGCGGCAGCAGCAGGAGAUCUGCGGCUUAGGACGUACGCUGUCGUCCCUCUGUCUCCUUUUUGUGGGGUUUUAGAAUGGGUAGACGGCGCAAUAACUCUGGGGGAGUAUCUUGUUGGCUCGCCAGCAGCAGCAGCACCAGCAGCAGGAGACAGAGCAGCAGCAGCAGCAGCAGCAGCAGCACACAGAAGGUUCAGACCUCACGACUGGACCCCCCAAUACUGCCGGAAGAAACUCGCCGACGCGCGAACAGCAGCAAUGAAAGAAGCAGCCCGGCUGCAGCAGCAACAGCAGCAACAGCAGCAGCAGCAGGAGGUUGCUGCUUGCAAAGAGGAGCAGGGAGCAGCAGGAGGGGGCGGCGGUGGUUCAGGUGGUUUGCUGCAGCAGCGUUUAUUCGAAGCAUUUUCUGAGAUAUGUCAUAACUUCAAGCCUGUCUUAUCUUAUUUUUUCUUGGAGGUGUCUUGCUGCUGCAGCUGCUGGCGUUCUAAGCGGCAGCAAUACACAUCAUCGCUUGCUGCUGCUGCUCUUGCUGGGUUUGCUGUGGGGCUAGGAGACAGACACCUCAAUAACUUGCUGAUAGAUUGCUGCAGUGGGGCGUUCAUUCACUUAGAUUUCGGUGUUCUUUUUGAGGCGGGAUCGCUUCUCCCGAUCCCAGAAGUCGUUCCGUUUAGACUUACAAGAGAUAUUGUAGAUGGCUUAGGGGUUAUAGGAGUAGAGGGGCAGUUUAAAGCUUGCUGCUGCGCUGCGCUGCUGCUGCUGCGAGCCAAUGGAGCUCUCGUUGCUUCGGUGCUGCAAGUGUUGCUGCUAGAUCCCCUCUACUCCUGGGUUAAACCACGAAAAACACACAAACUGCAGCAGCAGCAGCAGCAGCAACAGCAGCAGCAGCAGCAACAACAAAUGUAUCAGCAGCAAAGACACAGAGCAGACGUUCAAGGCGUCUCUACUCUGGAGGGCAACAAGAUGGCCAUGAAGGCGAUUCUUAAGGUGCAAAGGAAGCUGCAGGGUUUUGAUAGAGAAGGAGAAGCCCCUUUGUCUGUUGCUGCAUACGUAGACCGUCUCCUUAACACUGCACAAAACCCUCACAACUUAUGCCGCCUAUUUGCUGGAUGGAUGCCCUUCGCCUAG